Messenger RNA from Loa loa (African eye worm), 576 nucleotides. RefSeq lists its product as hypothetical. The record is from RefSeq and is a predicted model, not a curated record. The transcript is spliced from 6 exons. Bases 1 to 576 code for a protein of 191 amino acids. NCBI's taxonomy places the organism in Eukaryota, Metazoa, Nematoda, Chromadorea, Rhabditida, Onchocercidae.
AUGUCUUAUUUUUUGCUAAUAUUCCUUAUUUUUUAUCAAUUACAGAAAAACAAUGCAGGAGAAGAAAUAUUAUCAACACCUUCUGCAGCUGAAGCUGGAGCUGGUUCUAAAUUUUACUUUAAUACACUUAACAUUUGCUCUAUAGUAAUGGAUUUAAUCUCUCAAAGUGUAUGUAUAACUGCACCUGUAUGUUUCAAGUUUAGUUUCUUUUUCAUUAAUCUUGAACCUAUUAUGGUGCAAGACAGGGUCGAAGAUUCGAUCUGUCAUGUUUCUGGUGUAGAUCAUAAUGACGUUAAUUUAACGGGAGUAACUGGAUCAGGCAUAUUAACAACUACAAAAGGAACUCAAUGUUUAAUACCACUGACAGCGUUUCCAGGAUGGCUUGCAUUUACGUCUAUCUUAUACGAAAUGCUUACACAUGCAUCAUACCUUUUAAUGGUUGUGCGAAAGUAUGUCCAGCAAAACUGUGCACCAUUCUUCCGGAAUUGGUUUAUGAUGCUAUCUUUCGAACCGUUCUGCAUGAUUCAUUCACCUUUGAGCAUAUCGAUGGCUCAAACUACCGGAUGUAUCCAAUAG